This is a messenger RNA of Phaedon cochleariae (mustard beetle), 2487 nucleotides long. The record is from the annotation of a GenBank genome assembly. NCBI's taxonomy places the organism in Eukaryota, Metazoa, Arthropoda, Insecta, Coleoptera, Chrysomelidae.
AAGAAUAGUAGGUUGAUUCGUAUGAGCUGAACAAGAAAAUGAAAAUAAUUACAUAGAUAUUACUCAAUUUUGACACAUUUUAAUAACAAUACCAUUAAAUUAAAUGGAUAUCAAUCUGAUCAAACAAGAACCAGUAGAAUUGGAUUAUGAAGACUUACCUGAUAUAGUAGAUAUUGAAAAUCUUCCAGAAGAGAAAGAUGCUGGUAUUGCCACCGAACAUAAACAGAGACGUAUUGCUAAUGAAAGUCCCAAUGGAAAAUUGGAAAAACCAUCAAAUCAUUCUCCUCUAGAAAUUACUUGCACAAUAUGCCAUGAAAAAUGUAGAUUUGAAUUAUUCAAAAUUCAUGGAAUGCUCCAUCAAAAAAGUAAUUUCUGUUUUGUUUGCAAGAGGGCAAUUAGUAAAGAUUUCACUGGUCACCUGAAAAGACUCCAUCUAGAAAAUGAGUGUUCUGUUUGUAAUAAAGUGUUCCAAUCACAUAAGACACUGAAAAGGCAUAAGAGCCUUCAUAUUAAUCAAGAUUUCCCAUGUGAUCAUUGUGAUAAAUCUUUCAGAUCAGAAGGAAGCUUGAAAGUCCAUGUCCAGUACACCCAUUUAGGAGUCAAGUCAUUUGUCUGUGAGAUAUGCCAGAGUCCCUUCAUCAAUUCUUCUAGCUUGAAGAGGCAUCUUAAAAGAAUACAUUCAACUGAAAGGAAACAUGAAGUUUAUGAAUGCACCAUAUGCUUUGAAACUCUACCUAAUAUUAGGUCAAAGCAAUUACAUGAGCUGGCACAUGUAUCUAAAAAAGCAUGUGAUGAAUGUGGAAAAACAUUUUCAUCUCAUGAAGUUACACGCAACCAUUUGAAAAGCAGGCAUUACAACACAGAAAAAUGUCCUCACUGCAGUAGAAUACUUCACAAGACUUUGCUGGAGUCUCAUAUAAAGAAUUUGCAUCAACCAAACCCAGGACAAAAAAAUGAAGACAAAUUUGUGUGUUCCAUUUGUUGCAAAGAGUUAUCUUCAGCAGAUAGUCUUAGAAAACAUAGAUAUCAACAUGAAAUCAAUAGGCAGGUUUAUAGUUGCAGUCAGUGUUAUAAAACAUAUACUAGAAAAUUUACUUUGAGAGCCCAUAUUAUGAGAGUCCAUUUGGGAUUGGUAAUAAAUGCAGAGACAGUUGCCAAGAGAAAUAGAAAGGCAAAUAUAGAGAUGAAUGUCUUUGUAUGUGAGAUAUGCGAAAUCUCUUUUCCACACGCUUAUCUGGUUGAAAAGCACAAGAAAAAUGUGCAUCCUGAUCCACCAACGAAGGAUGGAAAUUAUGAGUGCAACAUAUGUUUUGAGUCUCUCCCUGACGCUCAAGAAAAAAUAUUACACGAGCUAGCACAUGUUUCGUCGAUGACAUGUGCCAUAUGCAGUGAAACUUUCACCACAGUCGAUGCUAUACGCAAGCAUUUGAAGAGUGAACACUACAACACAGAGAAAUGCUCCCAUUGUGAUGAAAUUCUCCACAAGACAAUGCUUGAUUCGCACAAUUGGCGAGAGCACGGAUUUGUAGAGUGCAAGAUUUGUCAUUUAACUUUCAAACACCAUGGACUGUUGGCUCGACACAAAUGGGUACAUGAAGAUUUAGAGCAAUGUGAGCUCUGUGGAUGUACUCUGAACAUUCUAAAUAAAGAAAGGCAUAUGAAGUUGCAUCUUCAAGGGCGAGUCCACCGCUGUAACAUAUGCAGGGCAAUAGUUUCGAAUCUUGAAAAACAUAUUGUCAGAGUCCAUAGGAACACAGAGUAUUCUUUUUGUUCUCGUUGUCCGGAGAAAUUUCUCAAUUAUGCUGAUAGAUUUUUACACUACCGUAAAGCACAUUCGGCAAAUACCAGGAGGACUUGUAUAUUUUGCAAGCUGAAAUUCAAGACUUUGGAUGAAUUGAAAAAGCACCAAGCUGCUGAACAUAAAUUACCAAAAGGCAGGCACAAGAAAUCCAUGAAAUUGAAAUUUUCCCACCUCGGUUCCACCUACAAAUACAAGUGUGAUCACUGCGGAAUCAAGUUCAGAGUGGAAAAUACUCUGCGAAAACACAAGUGCCAUUCUGGACAGUAUUACUGCCAUUUGUGUGAUGUUAGGUAUGCCAACAAGGCAUAUGUGAAACACCACAUGAUUACCUAUCAUUCUCCAAGGAUAAAUCGAGAUGAAAAAUCGGAGGAGAAGUUGGAAAAGGACAGGCUGAGGCAAAUCAGUGUAAUGAGAAAAAAAUCUAUUAGUCUCAGAAAAGCAUCUGCAAGUAAAUCACCUUCAAAAAGAUUACAUUGUCAGGAAUGUGGAUUUUCCAGCUUUGGCAAGCGCGAAAUGAGGGUCCAUGUUAUUAGGAAACAUAUAAUGGUCAAAGAUUCUGUAGAAGAGGGUAGUGAUAAGGUUGAUGUUAAAUUAGAAACGGGGGCAGCUAUUUAUUUAAAAACUGAGGUGAAAGAUGAGGUCCUUGAUGACUAGAAGCAAUCAUUAAAAUAAAUCCACCCACUAGU